This is a messenger RNA of Pseudozyma hubeiensis SY62, 1779 nucleotides long. Its product is annotated as tRNA (adenine-N(1)-)-methyltransferase non-catalytic subunit. Gene Ontology annotation, biological process: tRNA methylation. The record is from RefSeq and is a predicted model, not a curated record. The coding region runs from base 1 to 1779 and encodes 592 amino acids. The transcript has a single exon. NCBI's taxonomy places the organism in Eukaryota, Fungi, Basidiomycota, Ustilaginomycetes, Ustilaginales, Ustilaginaceae. Gene Ontology annotation, cellular component: tRNA (m1A) methyltransferase complex; nucleus.
AUGCAACGUUUUCGACAUUUCGGCUUUCGCCCUCCUCUCGACAUCGUCACCUUCAUCAUCAUCAUCCUCGUUGCCGUCGUCAGCCAGACUUGGACCAUGUCAUCGGAUCCAUCUACAGAGACGGCUGCCGUUCAGAUAGCAGCUAUGGCUAAGCCUUCGAUUGCGGCAGAGGCAGGUUCCAGCUCUUCCGCACCAAAACCAAAGCCUGCCAAGCAGAACAACCCAGGGAAUCAGCGUCCACGCCAAUCGAAUCCUCCUCAGCGCCUGACAUCCGAACAGCUGCGGAGAAGGCUGCAAUACAUCGAGUCCGGGUCCACUGUCAUACUCAAGAUGCCGUCUGGACGGACAAAGCCAGCCGAGAUCAUGCCUGGCAAGCAGGUCAGUUUGGGAAAAAUUGGCAGCUUCCGCGCGGAUGACUUGAUCGGUAUGCCGUACGGCUUCACCUACGAGAUCCAGGCCGAAACUGGGUCAGCGUCACAGAAGGAUGGCGACUCAAAGCAGAACGGAAAGGGCGGCGGAAGAGCUUCGGGAUCAGCGACGGGAGGAAAGCUGAAGCUGGUAAUCAACCGAACGCUGAGCGAUCUCGAAACCGAAGCCAGCGAAACCAUCGAAACCGCAGCCACCAACGAGCAUAUCAACGACGACGGUUCCGCCCAGAAGCUCACCUACAUCGACAUCCAAACACUCAAAGAACAAGGCAUCUCCGGCCGCGAGAUCAUCGAGCAGCAGCUUGCAAGCUCGGAAUCCUUCGCCAACCGCACCGUCUACUCGCAAGCCAAAUACGUCGCCAGGAAGGAACAGAAGCACCUGAAGCUCUUCACGCCUUUGCAACCGGACUUUGGCAACGUAUGCGACUUUUGGUUCGAUAAGUCGCCGGAGAAGAUUCGGUACAUUCGCAAGGAUGCGCUGUCGCAGGUGUUGAGCUUCGGCAGUGUUCGACCCGGUGGCAGGUAUUUGGUGGUGGACGAGGUGUCUGGGUUGUUGGUGGGAGCUGUGCUGGAGAGGCUGGGUGGGGAUGGGACUGUGAUCGCGAUCAACGAUGCGGAAUCACCACCGUCGCUGGACAUCUUGCCUUACUUCAACUUGCCGACUCAGGUGACGAAACCCGUGCUCAAGAUCAUCAACUGGGCAGCAACGGAACAAGACUACGCACCGGUCUUUUCGAACCAAGACAUCCAGCCUACCUCCUCUUCUUCCACCGCUACUAACGCCACACGAUCCGCCAAAGACAAGCAGCGCGAUCGAAAACGUCAAGCUACGUUCCGCGAAGUGGACCGCGUGCGAUCCGACUUCUUCGCCGGCGACUUUGACGCCGUGCUCAUCGCAUGCCACUACGAUCCCAUGAGCAUCCUUCGUCGCCUGAAACCGCAUCUCGGUGGCUCGGCAAGCGUGGUAGUCCACAGCCCGUACCUGCAACCUCUGGUGGAGGCCCAUGCGCAGCUACGAGGAGAUGAAGAGUUUAUCAACAUCAGCGUUACAGAGCCUUGGUUGAGGAAGUAUCAAGUGCUGCCAGGGAGGACGCAUCCGGAGAUGACGACGAGCAGUACCGCCGGGUUCAUACUGCACGCGUUGAGAGUGUUUGGGGACAAGCAGGCGCUGGAGAUGAGGAAGGAGUACUUGGCGAGCUUGGAGCAGGAGAAGAACAAAGAGGAGGUGGCAGCGAGCGAUGCGGAGGCGGGUAAGAGGACGCAGGAAGAAGUGGCGGGAGAUGGAGAGGGGCAGCGCGAGGCAAAGCGUGUCAGGACGGAAGAUGCGACUGAACCCGAGACUGUUGCCUAG